Molecule: messenger RNA, 840 nt
Organism: Pleurotus ostreatus (oyster mushroom)
Lineage: Eukaryota; Fungi; Basidiomycota; Agaricomycetes; Agaricales; Pleurotaceae
Exons: 4
Coding region: 1-840 (279 amino acids)
Biological process (GO): regulation of store-operated calcium entry
Cellular component (GO): endoplasmic reticulum membrane
Source: RefSeq, a predicted model, not a curated record
AUGUCUCGCGUUGAACUCGCCCGGAUCAAUGCCUUGACGUUCUACAAGGGCGAAGAAACGACCUGGAGGCGAACAAGUGCACUACCACAGCUGGUAUGUGUCGGCAAGCCGUGUACCUUGUACCAGCCUGAGGUGGUGCGAUGUAAAAACAUCGGGGGACAUGGCACGGAGGUGGAUUGGAAGUGUGAAGCAGAUUUGCCCGAAUCAUUGCGAUUUGGGCGAGUGGAAGUUUCCUGUGAAGGGUAUUCUGGACCCGGUGAUCCCUACGUGCUGAAAGGAUCAUGUUCUUUGAACUACCGCCUUGUUCAAGUUCACGACACUCUAAGAACGCACAACGAGGAAUCAUCUUUCAGCAUUGGCGCGAUCAUAUUCUCCGUCUUGUGGUUCUCCGUUCUGGCGUUUGUUCUGUACAGCCUAUUCUCUGCGUGCUGGAGAAAUACGUCGAGGAGUCCCCGGCCGCCUGGAUCGGGAGGUUCAAAUCAAGGCGGUUCCUCGGGAUGGUUUCCUGGUGGACAUGAUGACCACACAGGACCCCACGGACCUCCUCCCCCUUACUCCAAAGAGCCUCAACCUUCACAACCGGGCUGGCGUCCAGGUUUCUGGACAGGCGCAGCUCUUGGCGGUUUAGGAACCCAUUUAUUCAAUAGCACCCGCCGAACUGAACAAUACGCCCCUCGCUCGUCUAUGUGGGAUUGGGAAUACGAUCGGGUUCGACCUACUACAUCAUUCUUCUCUGCGCCGAGACGUACGGCGGCGUAUUCAGAAGACAGGGGAGAAGGUUCAUCAAAUCUAGGAAGCAUGCGGCGUAGCACCGGCCUGGGAGGUUCUUCAGUACGCUAA